GCAGUACUGUAAGUGUCACUGUUAGUGUCACUGUUACUGUUGCUGUUACCGAUUCAACGCCAUCGUCUUUCACAUACGAUGCCAGACCUGGAGCAAAAUGACUGUUGCGAUGCCGUGUUAUUCUGCUUCUGUAAUCUCGCUGGGAUUCUUUCGCUCGCUCUGUCUGUGGUCUCGGUAACGCUCGGCACCGUCUUUCACAGGGUCUUGUGAUUGUUACAACUGCCGUCGCAACUGUUGUGCACGACGUUUGUGUUUGUGGUCGCACCACAUCGAUGGCAAUGCAACAUGCAAUACCAACAGGUUUACAAGGAUGCUUUCGUCUCGCUGCUUGUUUUCACAAAACAAGAUUCGAGCAGACCAGACCAGACCAAAGCGGAGUAGAACAGAAUUCACGAGGCGCGAAACAAAACAAGAAAAGCCAAGAAACAAAGGACGCAAGAACAAGAAGGACCAUGAUGUUCGAAACUGCUCUCGGCGCCAUCCAUCUGGCGGUCAGCGCGAUGGUCAACGGGCUCUGUUGUCACUGUAACAGUUACUACCGGAUGAACGAAGAACACCGGUGCCGAAACGAAGACCCAGCUGUCAUCUCGACGGGCUCCCACCGUUGCCACUGCAAGGCUUGUUGCCACUGCAAGUGUUGCUACCACUGUCGCUGCAAGUGUCACUGCCAGUGUCGCUGCCACAAACCAUAUUGCGUACCGGGAAUGCUUCGAACCAAUGGCGGCCCCGGGACGAUCGAAGCGCAACCAGAUGCAAAUGCAAAUGCAAACGCCGACCGCAGGCAGAAACUGAUGGCCCAAAAGGCGGGGGCGGCGGCGGCCUUGGCGGGGAAUGCUGCGGACCACGGGAGGCGAAGCCACCGAGGCCCUUGCUUCGAUUUCUGGGCAGGCCCCAUUGAAAUUGCGACCAAACCGCAAACGCACCGUCUUGCCAACCGCUGCCGCCACCAAGCAUCGCCCGCUGCGGCGAUGGACGAAAGCAACGAAAGAAUCCGCCCACCCAAUUCCGUUUCGAUCCCGAAACCACCGACCGAAACGAUCCACUCGCCCUCGGAUGGUUUGUCGUUGUCCCUCCAAGACGAGGCCGGCUUGGAAGACAUCCGGAUCGAGUGACGCGACGCGACACGACGCGAUGCAAGCCAUGCGGUGUGCGAACCAACACAGGGCCCGCCACGAAGGCCACGCCCGCCCACGCCUUGCGCUCGGUGCGAACACUUGUGCGAACACUCUUUGCCCGGAAUCGACUCGACUCGGAAACGACCCGGAGCGUGGGAGCGAUUGCCAUCCCGGGCAGCGCGCCCGGAUUGGGCCGACAACAGUCCCGGCGUUGCAAGACAGAGUUGAUAGAAUAUUUCGUGUAGUAGGAUUCAUUCAUUCAGACACUACAAAAAUAACAAUACCGUAAGGUACAGUACUGUAUGAAAAACACUGAAGCACUGUAUUUGUGACGAGCACACCAAAUUUUAUUUAAUUUUCGAAUUCGAUUUGAAUCUUCGAAAGCGAUCGAACCGAAAGCAGAUUCUUCCUUUCCGGGAAUGCAAUGUGAACUAUGGUUCCACCGUACAAAUGGUUGGUUCGAGGUCCUUCGAUUAGGACUCCUGCCGUAGACUUUCACUUCCCCGAACCCUUCUCGCGCGUUGGCAUGGGAAUCCCACCGGGCUUCGGCCGGACGCCACGGAGGACGCUGGUUCUCGAAAAGAAAAAAGGACCCUCGUCUCCCUCUCGAAUCGGUGCGUCGCCACUCGUCCGCAUCGGGAGUCGCACCACCGGUCGGAAGGGAUCCUCCGACGAAACCGAUAGCGACGACGAAAGGUCGUAGGCUCGGGGCUGCGGUGCCCAGAUUUUGCUGAGCUGCCUGCGUGCCCAGCCGGCAUCAAGGGGUGGUGGCGAAGAAGCGCGGGGAUCGCCCGCUUUCGGCAGGGGCGAAGGCUGCCUCCAGAGCGCAAAGACGUCCACGCCGCUUUCCCCGAAGAAAAAGUGGUCCGCGACCCGGGUCAUCCGGGGCCGUUCGUGGGGGAACCGGCGCAGGAGCUGCCGGAUCAGAUCCCGGGCCGGCUCCUCCGUGCUCGAGGCGUGUGGUUCGGCAAAGAGGAUGCUCUCGCCGUUGCUCCCGCUCUCGCCGCGGGCUCCCCCUAGGUCGAACGCCACGAUGCGUUGCUUGGCGAUCCGGUCGUCGGCCUCGGGUAUGGGGGGGCGUCCGGUCAAGCACUGGUACAUGACACAGCCCAGCGCCCACGAGUCGGCUGCGAGCGUCGGGAACGAUCCCAGAGCGACCUCCGGGGGCAAAUAAAUCGUCGUUCCUUCGAUGCGGAGGUCGGUGUCCGGAUCGUAGUCUUGUAGAAAGCCAUCGGUUUUGGUUUCGUCGUCGUCGUUUUCGUCGUCCAUGUCGAAAGAUUUGGCCUUUGUUUCUGUUUUCUUCCAGCCGCCGUCUCUCAGCUGAAGGAAUGCAUUUCUCGCGCUGUCGCGAAUCAUUUUCUUAGCGGCCUGGGUCACAGGACGGCAUCCACCAAAAUCGGUGAGCUUGACGUGUCUGCUUUCUGUAAUCACGAUAUUCUCUUGGUGAAUCGACAAAGGAGGGGGAGGGGAAUGCAAGCGAUCAUUUUCAGCGACGGCUCUCGACGAUGCAAACGGCACAAUAGCAUUAGCAUUAAAUCAUCGGUAACUUC
This is a messenger RNA of Pseudo-nitzschia multistriata, 2665 nucleotides long. Lineage: Eukaryota; Bacillariophyta; Bacillariophyceae; Bacillariales; Bacillariaceae. The record is from the annotation of a GenBank genome assembly.